Molecule: messenger RNA, 4241 nt
Organism: Xenopus laevis (African clawed frog)
Lineage: Eukaryota; Metazoa; Chordata; Amphibia; Anura; Pipidae
Gene: rabgap1.L
Product: RAB GTPase activating protein 1 L homeolog
Exons: 27
Coding region: 168-3383 (1071 amino acids)
Source: RefSeq, a predicted model, not a curated record
UCACAUGGCUAUGACAUCACAACCUGCCGAAAGCUACUCUAUUCCAGUCGUUCAUGGCCUGGAUCUGGGAGAUUCAUCUCCUGUUGCAAAGGUUCUGCACACGAUGUGAAACUCCACUAUUCAUAUGAGUGGGUCGUUCACAGGUGGAUCUUCUCUGAUGAUGAAAAAUGGAUGACAAGACUUCAGUGGGGAAGAUCAGUGUUUCCUCUGAUUCUGUGUCGACCGUAAACAGUGAAGACUUUGUGCUGGUUUAUAAGCAAGGGGAUGAAAUGCAUUCUGCAAAUAAUGGUAGUGACGAUGAAAAGACCGGACUAAAGAUUGUGGGGAAUGGGAGUGAGCAGCAGCUUCAGAAGGACCUUGAGGAUGUCCUUAUGGACACACCAGCUGAAGAUCAGGAUCUGCAUGUAAAGGAGAUUGAAAAUGCUCAGGCUGAAGAAGACCCAGUACAACCCUCAAAUGAAGCCUGUAUUACAUCUGUGAAUACGGUCAACUCAUCAUCAGUAGGACUGCAGAAACCAGACAUGAGCCUACCAGUUAAAGCAGCCCAGGAAGAAUGCCUACUCAGCACCAGUAUGUUCUCGUCAGUUCCUGAUGAGGACAGUGUCUUGUUCAGUAAGCUUACUUACCUAGGGUGUGCAUCUGUAAAUGCUCCUCGAAGUGAGAUUGAGGCACUAAGAAUGAUGUCUAUUCUGCGGGGGCAGUGCCAGAACGCACUAGAUGUUACCCUGUCUGUACCUAAUUUUUCCGAAGGAACUGUGAGACUUCUCGACCCUCAGACAAACACUGAAAUCGCAAUGUACCCAAUCUACAAGAUUUUGUUUUGUGUUCGAGGACAUGAUGGAACUACAGAAAGCGACUGUUUUGCAUUCACUGAAAGUCAUUACAAUGCGGAGCUCUUUAGAAUCCACGUGUUCCGUUGUGAGAUACAGGAGGCUGUGAGCAGGAUACUUUACAGUUUUGCAACAGCUUUCCGUCGUUCAGCCAAACAGACACCACUCUCAGCUUCUACACCACCACAAAUGUCAGACAGUGACAUUUUUACUUUCUCUGUAUCCCUUGAGAUUAAGGAGGAUGAUGGCAAAGGCUAUUUCAGUGCGGUCCCUAAAGAAAAAGACAGACAGUGCUUCAGACUUCGCCAGGGGGUAGACAAGAAGAUUGUCAUUUAUGUUCAGCAGACUUCCAACAAAGAGCUAGCCAUUGAAAGGUGUUUUGGGCUGCUUCUCAGUCCUGGGAAAGAUGUGCGGAAUAGUGAUAUGCACCUAUUAGAACUGGAAUCCAUGGGCAAAAGUUCUGAUGGAAAAUCAUACAUUAUCACUGGGAGUUGGAAUACAAAAUCCCCGCAUUUUCAGGCUGUGAAUGAAGAAACUCCAAAAGACAAAGUUCUUUUCAUGACCACCGCUGUAGAUCUAGUGAUUACAGAAGUUCAGGAGCCCGUACGUUUCCUCUUAGAGACCAAGAUUCGAGUCUGUGCAGUCAAUGAACGCCUGUUUUGGCCUUUUAGCAAAAGGAGUUCCACAGAAAAUUUCUUUCUAAAACUGAAGCAGAUUGAACGUAAAGAGCGGAAGAAUAACUGUGAUACCUUUUAUGAAGUAAUAUGUUUGGAGAGCGAGUCAGAGAGAGAGAGAAGGAAAACAACUGCCAGUCCAUCAAUCCGUCUGUUGCAGUACGGGCAACAAGGAACCAGUAUUCCCUCCCCACCAGAAGAUGAUGAAGAAGACGAUAAUGAUGAACCUCUCUUGAGUGGGUCUGGUGAUGUGUCUAAGGAAUGUGCUGAGAAAAUCCUAGAAACCUGGGGUGAUCUUCUGUCAAAAUGGCAUCUAAAUCUAAGUGUUCGGCCAAAGCAACUAUCGGGGCUUGUAAGGAGCGGUGUGCCAGAGGCCCUUAGAGGAGAAGUGUGGCAACUGCUAGCAGGAUGUCACAACAAUGACUGCCUGGUGGAAAAAUACAGACUGCUCAUUACUAAAGAGUCCCCGCAAGACAGUGCUAUUACACGGGAUAUCAACAGAACUUUUCCAGCUCAUGAUUACUUCAAAGACACAGGGGGCGAUGGGCAGGACUCCCUUUACAAGAUUUGUAAGGCCUAUUCUGUGUAUGAUGACGAGAUUGGUUAUUGCCAAGGACAGUCUUUUCUUGCUGCUGUUCUUCUGCUGCAUAUGCCUGAAGAACAAGCAUUCAGUGUCUUGGUUAAAAUCAUGUUCGAGUAUGGUCUCAGGGAACUCUUCAAACAGAAUUUUGAAGAUCUGCAUUGCAAAUUUUACCAGCUUGAGCGCUUGAUGCAGGAGUACAUCACGGACCUUUACACCCAUUUCUUAGAGAUCAGUCUGGAAGCCCACAUGUAUGCGUCCCAGUGGUUUCUCACCCUCUUUACUGCUAAGUUUCCACUAUAUAUGGUCUUCCACAUCAUUGACUUGCUGCUGUGUGAGGGAAUAAGCGUCAUAUUCAACGUUGCACUUGGAUUGUUAAAAACUUCUAAAGAUGACCUACUGUUGACAGACUUUGAAGGAGCUUUGAAAUAUUUCCGAGUUCAACUUCCCAAGCGUUACCGUUCUGAGGACAAUGCCAAAAGGCUGAUGGAACUAGCCUGCAGCCUAAAGAUUAGCCAGAAAAAACUCAAGAAAUACGAGCGGGAGUACCACAUGAUGAGAGAGCAGCAGGCGCAGCAGGAAGACCCUGUGGAAAGAUUUGAGCGUGAAAACCGUCGGUUGCAGGAGGCAAACAUGAGGCUGGAACAAGAAAAUGAUGACCUCGCCCAUGAAAUUGUCACUAGUAAAAUAGCACUACGUAAGGAUCUGGAUAAUGCAGAGGAAAAAGCUGAUGCUCUUAAUAAGGAGUUACUAAUGACUAAACAAAAGCUUAUUGAUGCAGAGGAGGAGAAAAGACUCCUAGAGGAAGAAGCUGCACAGCUGAAGGAAAUGUGUCGUCGGGAGCUCGAUAAAGCAGAGUCUGAAAUCAAGAAGAAUAGCUCGAUAAUUGGAGAUUACAAACAGAUAUGUUCCCAACUAAGCGAUCGUCUUGAAAAGCAACAGUCUUCAAACAAAGCAGAAAUUGAGAAAAUCCGGCAAAAGGUAGAUGGAUGCGAGCGUUGCAGAGAAUUUUUCAACACAGAGGGUCGUUUGAAGCCGGUCAGCUUUUUGAAGGAGAGCUGCACCAUGGAGGACACAGAUGAAGAGAAAGAGUCUCUGAAGAACCAGCUUCGGGAGAUGGAGUUGGAACUGGCCCAAACGAAGCUGCAGCUGGUAGAGGCAGAGUGUAAAAUACAGGACUUGGAGCACCACUUGGGCCUUGCUCUUAAUGAAGUUCAAGCUGCAAAAAAGACCUGGUUCAACAGGACCAUCAGCUCCAUAAAAACUGCCACAGGAGUGCAAGGAAAAGAGACCUCUUAAUGCAUCAGCACUUGUAGAAUCACAUUGUGAAACCUAAUGCCUUCUGUUGCCUUCCUUGGCCAGAUGUUUUGGUUUGCCUACGUGUAACAGGACCAGAAGAGCAGCAUGGCAGGAGUGUAGGUCUGCGUCCAAUUAUUUAGGCACCUGUGGUCUCUACUUUUCCGCUUUCACUGUACAUAUAAAUCGGACUCUAACACUUACUAAUGGGUCUCCCGUAGGAUAUAGACCCUAUAAGCAAUUGAGGCGGCACUCCGGAUAGGUUUAGAGGAGGUUUAUUGCAACAUUAGGGUAACAGCAUCGCCUUAUGCGUUUCCCUAAUGUGAAUGUGUGCUCGAAACGCGCACGGUGAUGCGGUUACCCUAAUGUUGCAAUAAACCUCCUCUAUACGUAUCCGGAGUGCUGCCUCAAAUGCUCAUUGGGAUCUGUAUCACAGCUGGGACGCUGGUGGCUGAGCACACGGAGGUUGCGGAGCUGAUUAGAGGGUUGCGGAGCUGAUUAGAGCGGUCACAUUUCCAUUGACUUUCCCGUAGGAUAUAUCUAUUUUCUUAUUGCACUUUAAUGCAAUACACAAAAUGACUCCAUAGCAUUUUAUAUCAGAGACCCCCAAAUGGUGGUCAGUGCAUUCAUUCUGUGCCUGCCUGUUUGCCCGAUCUUAAAAACAGGGAUGAAAUCACUGGAACCCUCUGACUACAACUAGGCAGACAUAGUCUUUUAAUAUCACUUAUAGAGCCCGUGAUAUCCGCAAGACUUUCAUUUCCAACCUGUUCUAAUGGAGGUUCCUGCUCUGCACCCCAAUGUGUGAAAACUGCUCUGUGACUGUGUUUCUCCAUGUAUUUUAAACUAAAAUGUAUUGCUGUA